Brassica rapa (field mustard) is the source of this 3413-nucleotide messenger RNA. RefSeq names its product histone-lysine N-methyltransferase, H3 lysine-9 specific SUVH6. Gene Ontology annotation, cellular component: nucleus. The record is from RefSeq and is a predicted model, not a curated record. Gene Ontology annotation, molecular function: protein binding; zinc ion binding; double-stranded DNA binding. Lineage: Eukaryota; Viridiplantae; Streptophyta; Magnoliopsida; Brassicales; Brassicaceae.
GCUAAUUCUGACUAUUAUAAACUUCGAAUUCUUCAUCUUCUUCUUCUUUCGAUCUCGCUCUUUCAAUCGGUAAGCUUUCCCUCUCUCUUCUCUUGUUGUAAGAUACCCAAUUCGAUCUCUUAAUCGAUUCCUCACCCUUUGAGAUCGUGCUGUUUCGCCAAAAAAUCUGGGUUUCGUGUUUCCGCAAGCUUAGAAUCUAUCAGAUUCGAUAGAUUUUUCUCUGCUAUGAUUCCAAAGUUCGUGAAUAGAUAUUAUGUUGAUUCAAUUGAUGUAAAGAGAUGAGUUUUUUUGUUUGAUGAGGUUUUGUUCAUUGUUGUAGAACAAGUCCUGGUGAUUUUUGGUUCAUAGAGUCUUAGUCCAUUGUCUCGUUUAGUGGAAGAUAUGGUGCAUGCAGAGUCAUUCAAAGUUAGUUCCUUGAGCAAUGGUCAUGUGCCUGAGGAGAAUCUAGGAGGAGACGUUUUGAAUAAUGGUCGUGUAACCGCCUCUACUAAGAUGCUUAAGUUCAAGCGCCGCAAGGUUUUUGCUCAUAGAGACUUCCCUCCAGGUUGUGGAACCCCUGCCAUGAGGCUUAAGGCGAGAAUGGCUGAGAAUGUGAAUGUUGUUGGUGGUGCUGAUGAUCACCACCCUAGUGUUCCGUCUUCUGAAGCUAACAUGAAUGUUGCUAAUGCUGAUGACCCUUGUAAAGAGGAAAGAAAGUCUGAGCAGCGUGAUGAGCAUCAUCCUCGUAACGACAUGGAGCUCGUGGUAUUUGAAUCUCGUGGUGAUAAACAGGAGCCGGAACCAAAGAAAGAGGAGUCUGGCGAAUCGACGGUGUAUACAAGUGAUCGACAUGUUGAGCCUGUGGCGGUUAAGCCGCUGAGGAUCUGUUUGCCAGAUGGAAAUGAUAAGAACGUUGUUAAGUCAGUGUCAUCAGAACCAAAACGAACUCAUGGUGCGGUUAAAAGAAAAGCAACGAAAAGCGUUGCGUUUCAUGAACCGUUGAAGGUUCCCAAAAAGAUGAAUAUAGAUUACGGUGAAGGGUCUAAGAUGAAGAAGAAUUUGUAUUCGCGCGAGAGAGGAAGAAGUCCAGAUAGAGGAGAGCUACCUCGCCAGCCUCGGACAUUACAAGUUGGGCUUCCUCCUUCGCGUCCCAGUGGUUCAAGCGGCGGUGGUGAUAGCCGGACCAAAGUCAAGGAAACAUUACGUCUUUUCUACGGAGCUUGUAGAAAGCUUUUACAAGAGGAAGAAGCUAAGCCUGUGAAACAAAAGAGGUUCAGAGUAGACUGCGAGGCCGCGAAGAUUCUCAAGGAGAAAGGGAAGUAUCUCAACACAGGAAAACAUAUAAUGGGAGCUGUCCCUGGGAUUGAAGUCGGCGACGAGUUUCAGUACAGGAUGGAGCUGAACAUUCUCGGUAUACAUAAACCAAGUCAAGGAGGUAUUGAUUAUAUGAAGAUCGGUGAUGAAGUAUUCGCAACGAGUAUUGUAGCCUCGGGAGGGUACGAUGACGAGCUUGACAACACUGAUGUCUUGACCUACACGGGUCAAGGCGGAAACGUGAUAAAGAACAAGAAAGGAAAGGAAGUACCGAUGCCUGAAGACCAGAAGCUUGUAACUGGGAACCUCGCGUUAGCAAACAGUGUGAAGAAGAAGAACCCUGUUCGUGUCAUAAGAGGGAACAAGAAGGCGGUUUUGGAGUCGUCAGGCGAUAAGAAAGGUAGAAGCUAUGUCUACGAUGGGUUAUACGUUGUGGAGACGUUUUGGCAAGAGACUGGUUCGCACGGGAAGCUUGUGUUUAAGUUUAAGCUUAGGCGCAUGCCUGGACAACCCGAGCUCGCGUGGAAAGUGGUGAAGAACACAAAGAAGGCAGAGGAGCGUGUGGGUCUGUGCAGGAUCGACAUCUCGGAAGGGCAUGAGAGGCUUCCCAUUUGCGCUGUGAACGAGAUCGACGACGAGGAGCCUCCUUCGUUCAUCUACACGGUUAAGAUGAUUUACCCUGACUGGUGCAGACCGAUACCUCCGAAGGGAUGCCGUUGCACCAGACGCUGUGCAGAAGCAAAGGACUGCGCUUGCGUGGCGAAAAACGGAGGAGAGAUACCGUAUAACUACGAUGGAGCUAUAGUCAGUGCAAAGAAUCUGAUCUACGAGUGUGGCCCGCUUUGUAAAUGCCCUGCUUCUUGCUACCUAAGAGUCACGCAGAGAGGGAUCAAGUUCCCGCUUGAGAUCUUCAAAACCGAGUCAAGAGGAUGGGGAGUGAGAUCUCUCAGCUCGAUCCCUUCAGGUAGCUUCAUAUGCGAGUACGUUGGUGAGCUUUUAGAGGAUAAAGAAGCGGAGAGAAGAACAGGGAACGACGAGUAUCUCUUUGACAUUGGAAACAGAUACGACAACUCUUUAGCUGAAGGGAUGUCGAAGCUAAUGCCUGAGACGCAGCCGGCCAUGGGAGGAGAUGAUGAUGAGAUGAGCGGGUUCACCAUUGAUGCAGCUAAGAAAGGGAACAUAGGGAGGUUCAUAAACCACUGCUGCUCGCCGAAUCUGUACGCGCAGAACGUGUUGUAUGAUCAUGAAGACACGAGGAUCCCUCACGUGAUGUUCUUCGCAAUGGACAAUGUACCUCCUCUUCAAGAACUCACGUACCACUACAAUUACAUUAUCGAUCAGGAUUGGAGAUGAGAAGGAAGAAUGGUUGUUUACUACCUGAACUACACCGAAAAGAGGCGAAGAUGGAACAUUGCCAAUUAUGUGAAUUUCUACAGUGGAGAUAGCCAUUGAUAAUGGUCUGAAACUUGGUUCCACGCUAUGCAAACACACAUAAUUCACAGGAGCCUGAAGAAGAAAGAAAGAUAAAGCUCUUCUUGAUGAGUGAUAGGAAGAGUAUAUUGUUUCAAAGAUCACAUAUCAGCAGGAGAAACUAAAGGAUGAAGGUGAGAGUUGAGGAGUUUAGAGGUGCAGGCCCAACAACAGUGCCCAUGACAAAUACUCCGACACCACCUAGACCUGUAGAUGGUGUUGCUGGAAAUGGAGAAGGAGCUUUUGAUGAUGACAAGACGUUUGAUCCAUCUGUUGAGGUCAGUACUAACCACAAAAAAUCAUUGGUUUGAGUGAAGACAACUUAGCAUGCAAUGAAAGCAUUGAAGCAUCUGUCUCUUUGAGAUCAGUUUUCUCUCGGUUUCCUGGAAAGUUACUUUGAAUUUUCCGGGAAUAAAUAAUUUGUUUUUCACUUGAUUGUAACUUAAAAAAGAAAAAGAAAAAGAAAAAGACAUGUUAAUCUUUGUGUACUAAUUUGAUUGGUCUCUCUGUCUGUUGUGGUCACUCUGUUUUGCUUGGCUCACAAGUUUAAAACAACUGUUAUAAAAUAUCAGCUGAUGAUUACCAUGGUACUCUGCUUGUAUAUACUUUUGUCAUGGUUUUCUUUUCUUAUAUUAUAGCCAUGUUCUGUU